CCACUUCUACUGAACACUACAACAGGUCCCUCGAUCGACUCAUUUUCACUCAUCUCUUUCCAUAAAUACCCUUCUUCUCUACCAUUUAACACAUUCUUAUCACACCCUCUUUCGCUCACGCUCUUUAACUCGUCCGUACAUCUUUACUCCUCUACUUCCAUUACUCUCUUGCUCUGGUUUCUUUGUAGAAAACAGAGACAGAGUAUGGAGCGUUUAUCUUUUAUUUGUUGUUUUCUCUUGCUCAUUUCUAUCUCAGGGUUCGCAGAUGCUGGUUCAAUAGGAGUGAACUAUGGGCGAAUAGCGAAUAACCUUCCUUCUGCCGUGAAAGUGGUACAGCUUCUCAAAUCUCAGGGUCUUCAGAAAGUCAAGGUUUACGACGCCGACCCUUCUGUCUUGAAAGCCUUAGCUGGAACUGGUAUCAAAGUCACCGUAGAUCUACCCAACGAGCUUCUUUACGCGGCAGCCAAACAACAGUCCUUUGCCAACUCAUGGGUUCAGAAAAACGUCGCUGCUUAUUACCCAUCUACCGAGAUUGAAGCUCUUGCUGUUGGAAACGAAGUCUUCGUCGACCCGCAUAACACCACCAAGUUUCUCAUCCCAGCUAUGAGAAACAUUCACUCGGCUCUAAUUAAGAACAAGCUGGAUUCUGCGAUCAAAAUCUCCUCUCCCAUUGCUCUUAGUGCCCUACAGAACUCAUACCCUGCAUCGGCUGGUUCGUUCCGACCUGAGCUCGUCGAAAGCGUAUUCAAACCCAUGUUGGAUUUCAUUCGCGAAACCGGGUCGUUCCUCAUGGUAAACGCUUACCCAUUUUUCGCUUACGAGUCAAACUCUGAUGUUAUAUCUUUAGACUACGCACUGUUCCGUGAGAACCCAGGUGUCCUGGAUGCGGGUUCAGGUUUACGGUACUUCAACCUCUUCGACGCACAAAUCGACGCCGUUUUUGCUGCAAUGUCAGCUUUGAAAUACGAUGACAUUAAGCUUGUCGUUUCUGAAACGGGUUGGCCAUCAAAGGGAGAUAAGAACGAAGUGGGUGCAAGCUUAGACAAUGCAGCCGCCUACAACGGGAAUCUGAUCCGUCGAAUUUUAACCGGUGGUGGGACUCCAUUAAGGCCCAAAGAUGAUCUCACCGUUUAUCUCUUCGCUCUCUUCAACGAAAAUAAAAAGAACGGUCCCACAUCGGAAAGAAACUAUGGGCUUUUCUACCCGGACGAAAAGAAAGUUUAUGAUAUCCCUUUUACUGCCGAGGGUUUAAAGAGCUACCACGAUGACCGGUCACCGGCUAGUGGAGGAGAACCAUCCGGUCAACAGGUUACUAGCCCUGUCAAUGGUGGAGGUGUGUCGAAGAGUUUAACCGGUAGCACUUGGUGUGUUGCGAAUGCUCAACUGGGGAAAGAAAAGUUACAGGCAGCUCUGGAUUUCGCUUGCGGUGAGGGCGGUGCUGAUUGCCGUCCGAUCCAGCCAGGCUCCACGUGUUACGAUCCUAAUACCAUUGAGGCCCAUGCCUCGUUCGCCUUCAAUAGUUAUUAUCAGAAGCAGAGCCGUCAGAUGGGGUCUUGCUAUUUUGGCGGGGCGGCUUACGUCGUUACUCAACCACCCAGGUAUGGAAAGUGCGAGUUUCCCACGGGUUACUGAAGAAAAAGAAAAUGGAGGACGAAACAGGGAUGAAUGGUUUCGAUUAGUAUUAGGCUUUUAUGUAUGUUUGUAGUUUGGACAUGUUAUUAUGAGAUGCUUAAAAUUUUUGGGGGCCGCUGGCUUUGUAUGUAUUUUGUUGGUUAUUUUAACGAUUUUAACUUAACCCAUUAUGUUUAUAUAUAAUUAGACGAUUUAUUUCA
Messenger RNA from Cannabis sativa, 1832 nucleotides. Its product is annotated as glucan endo-1,3-beta-glucosidase 12. The record is from RefSeq and is a predicted model, not a curated record. NCBI's taxonomy places the organism in Eukaryota, Viridiplantae, Streptophyta, Magnoliopsida, Rosales, Cannabaceae. The coding region runs from base 205 to 1632 and encodes 475 amino acids. Gene Ontology annotation, biological process: carbohydrate metabolic process. Gene Ontology annotation, molecular function: hydrolase activity, hydrolyzing O-glycosyl compounds. Gene Ontology annotation, cellular component: plasma membrane. The transcript has 3 exons.